Molecule: messenger RNA, 2021 nt
Organism: Nematostella vectensis (starlet sea anemone)
Lineage: Eukaryota; Metazoa; Cnidaria; Anthozoa; Actiniaria; Edwardsiidae
Product: dynein light chain Tctex-type 5
Exons: 1
Coding region: 470-1033 (187 amino acids)
Biological process (GO): microtubule-based movement
Cellular component (GO): cytoplasmic dynein complex; cytoplasm
Molecular function (GO): dynein intermediate chain binding
Source: RefSeq, a predicted model, not a curated record
GCACCGACGCACGUACACCGCAUUGAUUUGUGUCAAGAGAGCGAUAGUUCUUUCAGUCACGACCACUCCGUCUGAUAUUGGACGAAUAUCUGCCAUCAUAGCUGAAGCUUCACUACUCUGCCGGAUUGAAGUUUGAAUAUUCACGUGACUUGUAUCUCAGACAAAUUGCUUUAUUACCCCAUGGAGAUGAUCGAUCUCCCUGACAACGUUUGUUUAUAAUUAAUUAUCCGUCUCAAUAGAUGUGCAAUAAAUAAUAUAAUUGUGUGACAUAUAAUCCGUCAAUUGUACCGGUAUGCAAGUAACGACGAAUAAACUCAGGGUAUCUUUAUCAUUUGUACGCGAGCUCUUGGCCCGUAAAGAUGUAAAACGAUGUGACUUUGCUAGACAGCUAGAGGGAUGUGAAUGAUACCGCACUUGUUGAAAACCGCCAAGCCGAUUUAAGGGUUUUUAUUUUACUGUCCGCUUCAUCAUGAUCUCGAGCGAGAGUUCCAGCAGGCGUAACUCUGUGAUGCCCGAAAAUACGGCACAUCACUGUCCCUCCCUCGCAAUCCCAGAACAGGGACGACCAAGACGUUUAUCAAUGCUUACCAGCUCAUCACAAAGCUCGCCAAGUACGUACAACUUUCGCCGCAAAUCUAUGGCUGCGCACCGCUUUGAACACGCACCCACUAACAAAUACUGCAAUACCUACCGCACCACUCCCGAGGAAUCCAAGAAAUUCCGAGUCAAACCUGUUUCUGAUAUCAUCAAUAAAGUACUCAGUGAAAGACUAGGCCAGGUGAAGUAUAGCGCAGAGCGGAGUAGGGUUCUGUCGGUGCCUUUGGCUGAGGAGAUAAAGAGCCAUGUGAAGAGGCUGGGGUAUCAGAGGUACAAGAUCAUCUGCGUGGUGCACAUCGGCUCCCUGGAUGGCCAGGAUGUCAGAGUUGCCAGCAGGUGUCUUUGGGACGAGAACCAGGACCGCGCGGCAUCUGGGUCAUUUUGUAACGAAAGUCUGUUCGCGUCUGCGACUGUGUUUGGGGUUUAUCAUGAGUGAGCUUGAUUCACAUGGAGAUGAUACAAGAUAGACGUGAUCAGCUCAGAUGUAGAGAGAAAGAUAUAUAGGCUCCUAGCUAGGGGUAGGCGGGAAAAGGGGCUCAUAUACCCCUCUUCCUGACCCCGCCCUUGCUACCUCUACAACUGAAAGGAGGUGUUUUCCUACUGAAGAAUCGCCAGUUCUAAGACUGUUUUCAUACGAUUUCCAUGGCAUUUGUUUGCGAUAUGACUACGGUGUCUAUGGCUGCGAUGUCUUUGGUUAUAUACGCGCCUGAUUUAUGUGGUGAUUGCAUGCAAGAUGUCGAUAGAUUCUUUAGAGUCCUUCAAUUUAACACUGACACUGAUUUUCAUGCUUUGCAUGCGUUUCAUGGAAAAUCAAUUGUUAUUUUCCUUCCCAUAACUCAACGGGUACCGCUCUCCUACCCUCAAUCUCUCAAUUCCCAUAACCCUAUGCGCACCACAGUCCUAAUACUCUACCCUCCCAUAAUGCACAGCGGUUUUGUCGCGCUGCAUUUCGCAAAAGGAAACGCUAAAAGAAAAGUAGAUUGGACUAUUAAGCGGUUGUUUCGAAUUAAUUCGCUUCGCUGUGUGGAAGAGAAACUCAUUAUUAAUGUUAUAUCCCUGAAUGAAUUUCCUUGCUCCUUACUCCUAGUCCACUCCAUCAGAGACUUUGCAUUUAACCAACACUAGCCGAAGAAAUUUGGUGAUAUCGCGGCAUAGCAAUAUCUUGAUAAGCCUUGAAAAAAAAACAUAUGACCCCCUUUCAGAUGUCAAUAGUCGGUCUGCUCUAAAAUUCAUUAUGAUAUAAUAUGUAUCAUUAUGCUGUUAUAUAAAGCUCUCUUUUGUGUUCCUCCCCAUUUUUUUAGCCAAGCGUUUCCAAUGAAAAACCUCUUAGAAGUAUCUGUGUGAUAAUGAGGUUCUGAUGUACACGCCCUAUUCUUAACUUGAAUGGGCAAUAUUGCAUUAUUGAAUAUAUUGUUUGUACAAGG